This is a messenger RNA of Haliotis rubra (blacklip abalone), 1649 nucleotides long. Its product is annotated as beta-1,3-galactosyltransferase 1-like. Bases 430 to 1590 code for a protein of 386 amino acids. The record is from RefSeq and is a predicted model, not a curated record. The transcript is spliced from 2 exons. NCBI's taxonomy places the organism in Eukaryota, Metazoa, Mollusca, Gastropoda, Lepetellida, Haliotidae. Gene Ontology annotation, molecular function: hexosyltransferase activity. Gene Ontology annotation, cellular component: membrane.
CACCACUAUACAUCUGUUGGACACGCUCGCGUACGGCUAUAGCUUAUUAUUGGAGCACCGCUGGGCGGGACAGGUUCUAUACCAAAGCACUCGACAGGUGCUUGAUGCUGCUGCCAGCGGAGAAGAUGUCGUGGUGAGAUGAUGUUAUGCUCGCAGUCAACGACGGUUUCCUGACAAGGACUGACAACAGCAGCAGCAGCAGCAACAACAACAAUAACAACAACAACAACAACGUCAACAACAACAACAACCCGAGUUGUAAAUCUUUGACUUUGGAAAUUGUAAGGUUUCGGAUGGAUUAGAAAUACAGACAGGCUGAAUUAUAUUUCUUGUAUGUGUGGAUGUGUUUUGGCUGGGAUUAUUCCUGGACCUGCACUGGUUCAACCCGAUUUUUAUUCAUAACUGAAAUAUCAGGACACGUGUGACAUCAUGGAGCCUCCUCGUCUCCUGAAGACGUUUCUGUACAUAAUUACUUUCUUAGCUUUAUUGAUGAUCGUCAACAUAUUAACGUCUGUAAACUACCUCUAUACAAUCAUCAACGUAUCGCAGGUGUCGUUGGUUAGCUCUGGGAAGACGUCAUUCAUUGGAAGGGACGCCCCGCAUAACGCAAACCUCUCGUUUGCUUCUUUGAAAAGAGUUCAAGGCAAUGCUUUGAAUGUAACCACCAAGCCGCUUUUCACAUCUACUAAACCGGUUGUGACAAGUACGAAACCGGUUGUGACAAGUACGAAACCGGUUGUGAAAAGUACUCCUGCACCCGGAGUCCGUCAGGAUGUGUGCGCAGAUUGCUUCGUCCAUAACUUCACAUACUUAAUCCAGAACACAGCGAUCUGCAGCCAAUCCCCCAAUGUUACGAUUGACUUAUUUAUUGUGAUCCUCACGAUACAUAGCGACAGAAAACAGAGGGAUAAUAUUCGUGCCACGUGGGCCUCGACCUCCAAAAACAACACCGGAAACGUGAGGUACGCCUUCCUUUUGGGAAAGAUUAAUGACGAGAAGAAGAUGUUGCCCGUGUAUAAUGAAAGUGCCGAGUUUGGGGAUUUGAUCAUGGAGGAUUUCCACGAUUCCUACGCUAACCUAACCUACAAGACAAUUAUGGGCAUGAAGUGGGCUACUUUAUACUGCGCACGGGCAAGGUUCUUCAUGAAGACAGACGACGAUAUGUGGGUCAAUGUACCGGAAAUGAUCAAAUUGUUGAACCAAAAAGAGGCUGUCCUUCAAAAGGUUGUGGGAGGAUCUUGUCAUUUGGCUGCUGGACCAAUCAGAGACCAGAGAUCCAAAUGGUAUGCCAGUUUUAAGAGCUAUCCUCACAAGACCUACCCAGGAUUUUGUUCUGGGACCGGAUACGUGACCAGUAUGGCCGUGACCAAAAAGCUAUACGAAGUGUCUGCUAAUGUGCCAUUCUUUCACUUGGAGGACGUGUAUAUUGCGCUGUGCAUUAGGAAACUAGGAAUGACAUUGCUGCCUCUUCCUGGCUUCCACAAUUAUAGGACAGCCUUGGAUCCUUGUCAAAUGAGGUCGUCUAGAAUUCUGACCAGUCACGAAGUCCCAACUGACUUCUUACAGAAGGUGUGGGCUGCCAAGUGUUAGACGUGUUGAAGCACUGCAGUGUCAGACACCUGACACUGCAUCAAGUGCGACAACCCCAA